GCACUUCUGGACUUUCUGUUCUACUAUUAUGAAUUCCUAUUAGGCUUCAUCACAGCCUAAAAGUCAUUUAUAUCAGCCCAAGUCAAUACAUAAGAUGGACUCAACUGUGUGGCUUUUCUGUUGUGGAAGGAGGGUAAUGAUCCAGGGUAGUGUAGAACCUAAAAGGACGCUAUGACCUAAAUGAAAAAUGUCACCAUUGCUUCGUCUGCUGCAGACAGGCCCACUCAACUGCUACGCAGUGGCACUAUGUUCCCGAGUGUCACUAAAUUCGGCUCUCCGUCUGAAAUCCCAGCCCGCUUCAUUGAGAGAAACAUCAGUAUCAGAGGCAGAGUGAGGAGCGUGACGGAAGGAGGCCUUGAAGUGGAACACAUCCCAAUUUAUGUCCCCUUAGUGUCUCCCCUGCUGACUAAACGUCAGCCCGUGGCCUCCCUGGAUGUGCGUCUGGCUGGGGUGGAGCUGACCCCACAGGGCUGUGACUGGCUCUCUGAAUGUCUUAGGCCACCCCAGAUGGUGUGGCUCCGGCUCAUCAGCCGUCAGGACCAGAGACUGCAUUGCCUGGUGUCGGUCAGCAGGGGUUCCCUGUUUAACACAUGUGUGAAUGAGGAGGUCUUGCGCUUAGGUCUGGGCAGAACCGCCCCUCUCCAAGGCCUGGACCCUCACUCUCGACUCUACUUGAAGCUCCACAGACGGCUGUUGAAGUCCGAGCUGAAGGCCGAGAGGAAGGGGGAAGGCCUUUGGAAAGAGGACAGUCUGAGAGAGCGGCUCACUCGGGCCCUCAGCGACAACACAGUGGUUAAAGCCGUGAAGAGAGUGUUGAAGUGGAUGUCAAGGGUGAAGGAUCGGUGAAGCUGCCCUGGCCACCUGCGACAUCAGUGUUGGACGAACUCCUUGUUUAUUUUUUUAUUUUAUGAGAAAUAUUUUAGUUGUGUGGUCAGUUCCUCCAGCACCAUCACAUACAUCCGUCGGCCACUUUAUUAGAAACGACUACCUGGUGACUAGAAACUGACUGCAGUCCAUCUCCAUGUCCGAUUUGUGUUCGCUGUCUUCUAGCUCUUCAUCAGUGGUCAGUUUCUAACCACAGAGCCACUCUGCCUUCAUACUAGCAGCACAUACACUACCAUGUCAGUGCCACUGCUGUGCUAAGAAUGGACCAUCACCCAAAGAAUAUCUGGCCAGCAGUGGUCCUUUGGCCAUAUUGGGGUAGAGAGUAGCUAAUUGUGCAGCAAAAGAUACGAUGCAGAUAAAAAUAAAGUAUAAGAUCUGCCAUAACCUUUACACAGGCCACAUUUUUUUGUGUUUUCUUUUCCCUAAAUAUUAAAUUCAACACAUGAAUAAUAAUAAUAGUAGUAAUGUUAGUAAUACUGCAUCAAAAUGUGCAGAGACUUUGUACUUGUUUUCACCCAGAACAGGCAGUUUUAACAAGUGGCACGAAACAUCUGCUUACGACUGUAUAUAGUGGACCUAAGUGAACUUCAUAAAGUGGCCAGAAACACAAGGUUGGUGCUUCUAAUAAAGUGGACAGUGAGUGCUCUUGUUAAUCAUUAUAGUCCCUCGAACAGGUAAGAGCAAUAUUGGCUACAUUCGAGUAAAACAGAUAUCGUGAAUUCUGGCCUCUUUUCCACUGUAAGACCAAACAAUUCCGAGCGCGUACUGUUACCCUUAUAGUAGCAUUUACACAUGAAUAUGGUUUGACAUAGAACCAUGCUCAGCAUGUUUUUCUUGGUGUCGCCAGCUAAGCUUACUCAGGGCCUCAGAACUGUUUGGUGGUGUGAUGCAAUGACGUAUUCGCUGAAUGGUUCUGUGUUUAUGUCGGUGUUGUGCUGCGCAUCCUGCCAAAGCAACAUCUGCUAAAUGUUAAACAGCUCUGCUUGCUAGAAAAAGGAGUUAGUUAGCAUUAGGUUAGCUAGCAUGCUGCCAGCCCUUCCCACCACAGAACAGGUUCAGUUCUGUCUGACAGAAGCUACUGACAGAAGUUUAGAAGAUGAUGACUGCAAUCUGAGAUGAUACAAGCUCGUAUCUCCACAUCUGUCAAAUGACAGGCUAAGGGUUCCAUUCGUUGCAGUACAGGCUUGGUUCCAGCUAAUCGAUGCUCAGAUAACACCCAUUUAGAGAAUAAAGACUCCGAGAGCACAAAACUGAGUGACUGGUGUUGGAAUGAAAGCAGGAAUCAAACAUGUUCUAUAGCCUUUAGCCUGUGAGCUAUUGCUGAGCCAUGAGUGUGUCUCAUUUUCUUCUGGUUCAGAUUUAGCAGCACAGCAGAAGAAAAAAGAAACUGUCUCAUAAGUCUGCACCAGAGUGGAACUACACAUUAUGGCUUUGAGAACCAUUUGGCUCUGCAGUGGAAAAGAGGCCUAUAGUGUCAUUAGCCAUAACAAGGGGACGGCAUCUGCAUUCGGUUAGCCAGUGAAAGCAUGUAGUCUAGCAUUUGAUGAUUCUUCUUAGCCUACCCCAGAAAUGAAAGGCUAGAACGAGUCCAUCCAAGCAAGCACUAUGAUGUCCUACUUAAAAGAUUUGGUACAACUCUGACAGUUCGCCUUAAGGGAACUCUUCCAUCUCCUUCCUCUUCUUGAGCGUGCUUUGAUGCAGCCAGCACUUGUCAAGUCUGGAUCUGUUGGUUUUCACACAUGCCUGCAUAUACAGUCCGUCCCCACAUUUCACAGCAACACGUGAGGCUUCUUAAGAUGUCUUUUUGAACCAGGAUCAGUCUCGUAACUGCGUGCAUCCUUGGAGUUUGUGAGCAUAAUCCUGAUGACUAAGAGCAUUUUUGCUUGCUUGUCUCCAUGUCCUCAUAUCCCACAAUCCUUCUGGUUCCUUUUUCCCUGAAGAAGGAGGGGGGUGGGGGCAUAUUAUGCCUGUGACAAAGCUGAUGGGGGUCUUGUGGUGCACCUCUGGAGACAAUAGGGAAAGGGCAGGGGGGGAGCUAUUGCCAUAGAAACGCCAAAUCCAGAAGACAAAGUGCAUUGAAAAAAACGUGGUACCUUCUCAUGGUCCUAGAGGCCCUACACUGUGAGAAGGGGAUAGUAAACCAAGGAGAGUAUUGAGGGGAAUGAAUCAGAGUGGAGGAGAGAUUAGCUGCUCUUGAGAGCCAGAAGCAGUAGCUCUUUAUGCUCUUAUAAUGGCCCUGGAUCUUUUUUUAAUCACGCCAAACUUGUGUAAAACAUGGUUAGCCUUUGUAUCUCUGUGUAUGCUGUAACAGACGCUGAUGUUCUUGGUGAUUUGGUGACUUUGGCAUGAUUUAAUGGGCCAAGUUGUUAGUCUCUUUAUGCUAAAUUAACUUCCAUGGCAGGCGUUAGAACCUUCUUGUCCUUCUAACAAAAAGCAAAGUGUUGUAGGAAGUGCAAGUAGCAAAACUCAGUGGGGAUGGAAGGCUGAGUCUUGUUAGGCCAAAGAGUAAAGAGUUAAGCAGAAGCUUAAGAAGCGUCCUAUGGCCCCCCUGGUGUGUUGAGAACCAGAGGAGGUCUUAUGGAGGGGACGUUUUUGCUGAGUCAGCACUGGGUGUGUAUAAUUCAAAUUACAACUUAUUGAUUUUCAGCAGCAG
This is a messenger RNA of Pygocentrus nattereri (red-bellied piranha), 3538 nucleotides long. It is a transcript of the gene miso1, whose product is annotated as c18h3orf33 homolog (H. sapiens). Bases 181 to 846 code for a protein of 221 amino acids. The transcript is spliced from 4 exons. The record is from RefSeq and is a predicted model, not a curated record. Lineage: Eukaryota; Metazoa; Chordata; Actinopteri; Characiformes; Serrasalmidae.